AUGGUUAGCGGGUUGCAGGAAUUAGAAGAGGAGAUACCAAUUUCAGUUAGUGAGGAUAUUCCAAAUACUUUCACUGUUAAUGUAUACAAGAGAGACCUUGAAUUUAUAAAGAAUGAUGAUAUUCCAUUUGGAGCUGAUUUACUGCUUGGAGAAGAUUUUUCAAUACAAGGAAUGACUGUUAACAACAUGGCGCUUGCUAGAGAUUAUUCAGAAGAAGAGCUUGUAUCUAACGCGGUAUAUAUAUUUCUUCUAUUAGUGUUUUCAACUGUUGUGUUAGGCGCUCUAUUAUUUGGUAUAAGGGAAUAUUAUUUAUCCAUACGAUAUAAACCAAAUUCAGCCACUAGUGAUAAGGUUCGUAAAAGUAAUUGGAAUAAUGCCAUAGUUAGUUCAAAGAUAGCGAAAGAUCAGAAAGAUCACAAAGAUCAGGAAUUCUCAUCACAUAGUCAAUACCAAAUGAAGAAAGUAACUGAUAAAAUAAGUAAUGACGAAGAAUGGAAUGAAAUUUCAAUAAAUGAAGAGAGAAGCAGAAUUUCAAGUGGAAUAGUUAGUCAAUUAUCAGAAAACCAGCAGCUUCCAGUUUCAGAGUAUUCGCAAUAUAAGGAGAAUCCAGUCACCGUUACUAAUUCCACAGAAGGUGGUUUAUUAACCAAUGAUUCAUUAGAUGUACAAGUAGUGAAAACUAUAAAAGUGUUUCACGAUGAUAAUGUUAAUUCCCCAGAAUUCAGUGAACAUUCCAUAACAAAGUUCUUGCAAUCUGAAUUUAAAGAAGUUGAGGGUUUGAAACAGUAUAAGAAAGGUAACAAGUAUAAUUAUAAACAAUUGAAUGAAAUAAGAGAUACGGUAAUUUCUAGUAUAUUUUCUACGUUGACAUCAGAAGAGAAAGAGAGUCAUUGUAUUAGAAUGACUUCUGUACUUAGAUACUCCUUACCAAUUCCUAAAACCAGCUUCACUAGUGUUUAUUUUGCCGAUAGAGUUAUUGGAGAAAUUAGAACCAACUUACUUGGAACUAAUUCAGAAAAUUUAGACAAUACAACAAAGUCUAUUGAAAUUCUAAAGCUUCUUUCAAUUGGUGUCUCAUAUAACUUAUUUGAUAAUCCUAAUUAUUUCAUUCCCAUUUUUAAUGAUUUUAUUACUGAUAUCAUUGAUACCAAUGCGGUAUUUGAAUUAUUAAAGGACUUGAAUUCAAAUAGUCAAAGUUUAUUGAUAGAAAUGAUUCUUAUAUAUUGUUGGUCCCAUUAUAACUUUAAAAAGUCCAAUAAUUCAUCAAUAAAGAUUCAAUUCCAAGCAUGGAAGUUACAGGAACCUGUUAUUCAACCAAGGUAUAAUAUUUUUCGUUUUCUAUGCAAUGUUUUAUUGGGUUUAAGUAUCAUUGACUACAUUCCUACAAGUGUUCGAAUGGAAGAUGAGCUUAAAACAUUCGUACUCCUAAGAGAAGCUGUCAAAGGUUCCUUAUGCAACGAGUAUAUCUCGAUGGUACCUAUGUUUGCACAGGCUGUUGAUGUUACACAAUUGUCCGAUAUAAAAUAUUUAUUCUACGAACUAUUGAAAUUAUUGGUGUCAAAGCAUGUUAAAUGUUGCAUGGAUGAUUAUUUGCAACAAAAUGAUAUUGACUUAAAGGCUAUUUUACAACAUGGGUUUUGGAAUAAGCAUCAAAACAAGGUUAGUCGAAAGACAAGAGAAAUAUAUCAAAUAUUACUAGAUAAUGGAUAUAGUCAAGUUCGACUGUGGAGAAAAGAAGUUGGUGAUGGUCAAAUUUAUGUUCCAUCAGCACCAUUACAACUUGAAAUGCCGGAACCAAUAGAUAGUGCUGCUUUUUAUACAGCCCGCGCUCCAAGACCCGUUACUCCAGGUUCUUGGAAUAUAGAACCUUCUAAACGAGGCUCAAAUAGUGAAGGUAAUAUUGCUGCAAAUAAUGCUAUUGCUAAUGCUACUGCUAAUAGUGGCUCUCCUAUAGUUAUUCCAUCGUUAAGAAAUGCUACGUUUCAACAUCAUAGAAUACAAUCUCAACGCAUUCACCAAAAUAGCAGCAAUAAUGAACUGGCUCAUUAGAUAACAAUCUGGCAUGAAUGCAGGCAUAAGAACUCCCCCUCCUCCAAUGCAAAAAAGAAAUAAGAUUUCAUGUGAAGCGUUGUAUGCAAGCCGAAGACAUCUGAAAAUGAUUUUGAACCGAGCAUAAAUAUUUCGGUUGAUAAAUUUACCAUAAAUAUGAUAAUUAAUUUUAGUUCUAUAUUAUGAGAUUUUAGUUAAGGUACUACCUUUGUAAAUGAACGUCGUCAUUAUAAAGUUA
This is a messenger RNA of Scheffersomyces amazonensis, 2287 nucleotides long. RefSeq lists its product as uncharacterized. Lineage: Eukaryota; Fungi; Ascomycota; Pichiomycetes; Serinales; Debaryomycetaceae. The transcript has a single exon. The record is from RefSeq and is a predicted model, not a curated record. Bases 1 to 2049 code for a protein of 682 amino acids.